Messenger RNA from Lodderomyces pseudojiufengensis, 777 nucleotides. Its product is annotated as S-adenosylmethionine-dependent methyltransferase. NCBI's taxonomy places the organism in Eukaryota, Fungi, Ascomycota, Pichiomycetes, Serinales, Debaryomycetaceae. Gene Ontology annotation, biological process: peptidyl-lysine dimethylation. The record is from RefSeq and is a predicted model, not a curated record. Bases 1 to 777 code for a protein of 258 amino acids. Gene Ontology annotation, molecular function: protein-lysine N-methyltransferase activity. The transcript has a single exon.
AUGGCAAAAGAGGAAGAAGAUUUAUCACUAGAAUCAGGAAUAUUUGAAGAACCAGAAAAUUUCCGUCCACCACCUCCAAAAUCACAUUUUGCAACAUAUGAAAGAAAAAUUUCAAAUGUUAAUCCAAAAACAAUUACAAUGAAAUUAGUUGGAAAUUCACCAUUAUGGGGUCAUUUAUUAUGGAAUGCAGGAAUAUAUACUGCUGAUUAUAUAGAUAAACAUCCGAAUUUAGUUAAAAAUAAAAGAGUUUUAGAAUUAGGUGCAGCAGCUGCUUUACCUUCAUUAAUUUGUUCUUUAAAUAAUGCAUCUGAAGUAGUUGCAACUGAUUAUCCUGAUCCAGAUUUAAUUAGUCAUAUUGAAUAUAGUUUUAAAGAAUUGGAAAACCAAACAAAAUUAAGUAAUUAUAAAGUAAAAGGUUAUAUAUGGGGAAAUAAUGUUAAUGAACUGAUAUAUGGAUCCAAAGAUUCAUUACCCGAUAAUUUAAAAUUUGAUUUAAUUAUAUUAUCAGAUUUAGUUUUCAAUCAUACUGAACAUCAUAAAUUGUUGACAACUUGUCGAAAUUCAUUAAAAUCAAAUGGAAAAUGUUUAGUUGUUUUUCUGCCUCAUAGACCUAAACUACUACAAGAUGAUUUAAAUUUCUUUGAAACUUGUAAAGAAUAUCAAUUUAAACCUGAAAAAAUUGAAAUGAUAAAUAUGAAACCAAUGUUUGAAGAAGAUGAAGAAACUGCUGAGAUUAGAUCAAGAGUAUAUGCAUAUUUUUUAAUUCCAGAAUGGUAA